AUGGACCACUAUACCAACGUCUUGACGUGCACCGAGUGCAUUGAUCUCGCAGCCAAUAUCGCCGAUCUCCAGCACGCUCUCGCCCGCAUCCAGAUUGAAAUGAAACGCCGCGAGAUAAAAGCCACGGCACCAUUUCAAUUUGAAAAGAAAGAUAUGAGGAUCAUGAAACUCGAGUCUUAUGUCCAUCAAGCUCAAGAAGCUGAGCUAAAGGCUGCUGAGGCUGCAUACGAAGAAUGUAAACGGCAUCUCGAUAUUUUGAAAGCUCUGGAUUGUAAGGACCUGGAGGUCAAGAGUGACAUGUGUGCUAAGCUUGAGCAGGACCUCUCUAAAACAUGGCGGCGAGUAGAUGAGGCUAAGAAAAGGCAGCUAGAGUAUCUGGUAAACUUCCGCUAUGCAGAGGACGACUGA
Fusarium mangiferae is the source of this 408-nucleotide messenger RNA. RefSeq lists its product as uncharacterized. The coding region runs from base 1 to 408 and encodes 135 amino acids. NCBI's taxonomy places the organism in Eukaryota, Fungi, Ascomycota, Sordariomycetes, Hypocreales, Nectriaceae. The transcript has a single exon. The record is from RefSeq and is a predicted model, not a curated record.